UUUCAGAUAGGCUACAGAUCUCGUAAUGUAACUUUCUGUGACGUCGAAAAUACUAAUUAUGUAAAAAUUCAGAAUAACAAAUUCUAUGAGAAUAGAGAGGGAAGUGGCAUAAAUGCAACUAUAUUGGUAGAAAAGACUCUGCAAAAACUUACUGCCAAUGUCACGGUACGCCAAUGCGGAGAACAAAGAGGUCACACGUGUAAUACGAAGCUUGAACUGAGUAGAGAUGUAUGUUCCGACUUGGAGGCUACAGACGCCCCAAAUUAUUCUCAAACAUUUCGAGAAAGUGUGUCUCCAAAGAUAACAUGUCCAAUUAAACCGGGGGAGUACCAAAUUGAAGAUCUAAGCUUGAGUAUGUCAAACAACUCCAGCCUUGUUGAGUUCUACAGAGCAGAUGGUGUUUAUGAAACACAUAUAAUUUUUCAAGAAGAUAAUAUACCAAUCUUAUGCGUGACUAUUAUCGGCUAUACUUAUAACGAAUAAAUAUGAAUUCAUUCGCUACUAAACGAAAUGAAAUGAUAAAGUAAUGGUGUAUUUUGUACAAGUAAACAAUUCAAAUCAUGUGUUUAUGUAGCUUUGGAUACCGAAAAAAAUGAUGAUAAAC
Messenger RNA from Gryllus bimaculatus (two-spotted cricket), 604 nucleotides. The record is from the annotation of a GenBank genome assembly. Lineage: Eukaryota; Metazoa; Arthropoda; Insecta; Orthoptera; Gryllidae.